This is a messenger RNA of Camelina sativa (false flax), 710 nucleotides long. The record is from RefSeq and is a predicted model, not a curated record. Lineage: Eukaryota; Viridiplantae; Streptophyta; Magnoliopsida; Brassicales; Brassicaceae.
AGUCUGAUAACUCACUAGACUCUCAGUUUGUAUCGUCUCAGUCACAAGCAAACACUGCACAGCAGGAUUCAGGAAAAGAAGGAGUUGGAAAGUCACAUGACGAAUUUGAGACUGUUAAUGAUGAUGCCACUCACCAAAAGCAUCAAGAUGUGGAAAAAGUCUUUGAAAAGGUUGGGAUAUCAGAUGAAACUUUGAAAUCCGAGCCCCUGCACAAGAUUGUAAAUCCUGACGAUGCAAAUAGGAACAGGGCAGUCAGUGGGACAGAUACUGAAGUUGGUGUUUCUAACUUGGGUCAUGUAAACGCAGCCAUGAGUCAUGUUAUCCCUGAAGAGCAAGCUUCUACUCAUGCUUCUGCUUCGCUGCAGGGAGAUAUUCUUAUUGAUAUCAAUGACCGGUUUCCUCGUGACUUCCUUUCUGAAAUAUUUUCACAGGCAAUCUCAGAGGAUACAUCCGCUGUCCAUCCAUAUCCUCACGAUGGAGCUACUGUUAGCAUGAAUGUGCAGAAUCACGAUCGUAAAAAUUGGUCAUAUUUUCAGCAGCUGGCUGAUGAACAGUUUAGCCAAAGAGAUGUUGCAAUUGACCAAGCUGAUUCUCGCAUUCCAUCUGACCGUAAAGAUGGUGGAGAGAGCUCCAGAUUGCCUCAUGUCUCGCCAUUGAGUAGAGAUGGUAUUUCAACAAACCUUUCAAGGAAAGAAUGUGACACACUUUAG